Molecule: messenger RNA, 1084 nt
Organism: Drosophila montana
Lineage: Eukaryota; Metazoa; Arthropoda; Insecta; Diptera; Drosophilidae
Gene: CAH15
Product: Carbonic anhydrase 15
Exons: 1
Coding region: 11-991 (326 amino acids)
Biological process (GO): one-carbon metabolic process
Molecular function (GO): carbonate dehydratase activity; zinc ion binding
Source: RefSeq, a predicted model, not a curated record
AGCAUUGAGGAUGGGCUGCUGUUGGAGCUGCGCCUGUGUCAGUUCGUAUUGGUGCUGGCUGCGGGAGCUGCUCGUCCAGCUGGUGGACACCAAUUGGUUCAUUCUGAUUUGGGCCGUGAGCGGCGCCUUGGUGGUGCUCUAUAAUCUGCACUCGGGCAUCUGCCUGAUGGAGCACAUUUCGGGCUGCGGCCAGGCAAGCGAAGAGACCGCGGCUGCUCCCGACUCGAGGUCUAGCUUGGAUUAUGGCAUCAGGCAUGGACCGCACACCUGGCGCACAGCCGACAACAAUCAGAGUCCCAUUAACAUUGUUAGCCGCUGCGCGGAGGAGGUCUGCUUUAACCAGGCGCUCCGAUGGAUCGGCUACGAGAAUCUGCCCGUGGGCAUUCGCCUGGAGAACAACGGGCACACGCUGCUGCUGCGCGCCGCCUUCCAGGACGAGGAGACGCCACAUUUGGGCGGCGGUGAUUUGCUGAGCUGCUUCAGCUUCCAUGAGAUCAGCUUCCGCUGGAGCUGGUACAACAGCACCGGGUCGGAGCACACGCUGGACAACGAGCACUUUCCGCUCGAGAUGCAGUGCCUGCACACGGACGCCGUCAACACGGCGAACGCGUCUAGCCGGAGUCUGCUGAUGGUCUCCUACAUGUUCACCGUGUCCGUGGAGAAUCCGUUUAUGGACGUGAUCGUACAGCAUCUGGUCGCCGUCCAGCUGGCCGGACAGUGCGUCGAGAUACCGCCCUUUCCGCUCAACUAUCUGAUGUCGCCGUUCUACACGGACUUCUACAGCUACCACGGCUCCCUCACCGAGCCGCCCUGCCACCGCGGCGCCGAGUGGUUCAUCUGCCCGCAGCCGAUCGCCAUCAGCGAGCGGCAGCUCCACGAGUUCCGCAAGCUGCGCAGCCGCAGCGGCGCUCGCAUCGGACGCAAUGCUCGACCCGUUCAGUCGCUCGGCGAUCGAACUGUCAAAAUCAAUUGCUAUCGCGCCUUCGAUUAGGGCGUGGCAUAAUCUAUAAAUGCCAAAUGUCAAUUCAUAUUUUUAUUAUAUUUUUAUAAAAAGAAUUGGAUAAUGCUUAUUGAUCUAAUAGAA